This is a messenger RNA of Onthophagus taurus, 1636 nucleotides long. It is a transcript of the gene tsl, whose product is annotated as membrane-attack complex domain containing protein torso-like. The record is from RefSeq and is a predicted model, not a curated record. NCBI's taxonomy places the organism in Eukaryota, Metazoa, Arthropoda, Insecta, Coleoptera, Scarabaeidae.
GGACACUUUACGCGGUGUUAUUAACCAGCAGGAGACACGGUAAAGUGGUCGAUAGUUUGAACACGUUGAAUUAAAAACAAAUAAACUUCACUCGCGUUCGAUUAAAACAAGUUUUGUGCGUUUUUAUUUAUUUUUUGUGUUAACUUUUGUGAUUAAAAAAUCUUUUUGUACAUAACAUUGUUUGAAAAGGAAUUUUUGGGGAAAUUUCAAAUUAUUGUUAUUUGAAAAAAUUAUUUAAUGGUGAUGUGGAUUGGUGAAGUUUUAAGAAGAAUUAUGGAAUAAAAAAGGUGCCAGUUGCGGCAAGAAUGUGGAGCGGAGCGGUCGCGUCGCUCGCGCUGCUAACCGCAACGAUCUACGCAGUCUUCCUUAUUAUUGGAUCAUCUUCGGCUGCUGUUUCGUAUCCAACGUCCAAUACUUUGAGUUUUUCGGAUAGUUCGUUGGAAUCGUUUGGAGUUUCUAGGAGUUUAAGAAGGGAAAGACAAGUUUCUUCUCAAGUUGUAGCUGGAGGAUCUUCUGGUGGAAACACUGAUUCUUCAGUUGAAGCUGUGGUUCCCGAAUCGCAACUGCAGGUCGGACAUGCGAUUAAUCUAUUUACUAGAUACGGAUAUCUUAGUAUUACCAUGAAGGUUGUUGAACGUAAUGAUACCAACUUAGAUCGUCCAAAUUGGAUCUUCAGAGAACCAACAGUAGACGUUUUUACAAAUGUCCAGCCACAACCAAGUCGUCAUUCAACGCGUAGCGCAAAAAAGAUGAUUUUCGACGGCGAUUUUCAUAUGGAAUUUUGCGAUAAUCUCAAGCAACUUCUUCAAGCUUAUUUUCGCGAUUACAACUUUGAGCUUUUGGAUCGUCCUUGGAGGGCAUUCAGUAGCAGUUGGCAACCAGAUCACAUCGCCAGGAACAUGGGAAUAAACUCUUCGUAUGUUCACGGUGAUUUCUGUUACGUUUUGUUGCGUUUAAGUCGAUUGAGAGACACCGUUAAGCUGUCGCCGCUUCCUUUCGAUGUGAAUUUAGACGAUUUGGUCGCUAGAGAAGUAGAUAAAAUCGUUGUUGGAGAUACAGAAAGCGUUUGGAAAUUUAUUAAGAAAUUCGGAUCGCAUUAUAUUAAUUCGUAUGUUACUGGAAAUUCUUUAUAUCAGGUAUUCGUUUAUCAAAAACCAAUUUAUCGGCGAAUAAAAGAUCGCUUAAAAACAAAGGGAAUAACAAAUAUGAGUACCGCCGAGUUAACAAAUUAUUUUGGUCCAUGGUACGCUCAUCAUAUAGGAAAAGUAAAAGUUGCAAGCGGAAAUAAAACUGUGGAAAAUUGGGCUGCAAAAAAUCUCCGAGUCCAAUACUAUUUCUAUACAUAUCCAAGUUUACUAAAAAUACACGGUUCCGUUGAAUUACUCAGCGAAUUAAAUCGAUUAUUACAAAACGAAGCACUCAUCGAAUUAGAUAUGAAAGCUCUUACGCCGGCUUUUAAAGAUCCAGCAAAACGGAAGUGGUUCGAAGAGGUGUUGGUUAACUUUUUGCACCUAUACGAUGUGAAUUUGUGAUGGAUAAGAUCACAAAAUCGAUAAAAUCGUCUUUGGAUGUGAUAAGUGUUUGUGAUAAUCAUUUUUUAGUAGUGAAUAAUAAAAAAAAACAAGUUUGAUUUUUU